UCUUGGGAAUGUAAAUAACUGGUUUGAACAUUUUUGUUGACUGCACUUUAUGUAAUGUUAGCCUAACGUCACACGUUACUUUUCUUUUGGCGGGCGGUGAACGUAACGCACGUAACGUUAGGUUCAGAUAACAAACUGGACGCUAACUCGUCUCCACGUCGACGUUAACGUUGGGGUUCACGCUAGCUAACCGUGAUGGAAAGCCCUGCUGAUGACUACAGGAUCCAGUCCUUUGACCUGGACACUCAGAUGUUGCUGAAGACAGCCUUGAAAGAUCCAAGUUCAGUGAAUCUGGAGAAGGUUUCAAACGUCAUCGUGGAUCAGUCUCUAAAGGACCAACUUUUCAGCAAAGAAGCUGGUCGCAUCUGCUACACCAUCGUGCAGGCCGAGACCCAGCAGAACAACGGCAACGUGUUCAGGAGGAGCGUGUUGAACCGCCUCCAGCAAGAGUACAAGAGGCGAGAGGAGACGAGGGGGCGCUCGCGGCAGGAGUGGAUGUGCUACGUCUCGUUCAUCUGCAACGUCUUCAACUACCUCAAAGUGAACAACAUGCCGAUGGUGGCUCUGGUACAUCCUGUCUAUGACUGUCUGAUCCGGCUCGCCCAACCAGACGCUCUAAUGAAUGAAGAGGAGGUAGACUGCCUGGUGGUGCAGCUGCAUCGCAUCGGCGAGCAGCUGGAGAAGGUGAACGCCCCGCGCAUGGACGAGCUCUUCUUCCUGCUGCGGGACGGCUUCCUGCUGCAGGAGGGGCUGACCUCCAUGGCCCGGCUGCUGCUCCUGGAGAUCCUGGAGUUCCGGGCCGGAGGCUGGUCGCUCAGCGGCACCGCCCACAAGUACUACUACAGCGAAAUUGCUGACUAGGAUCAGGGAUUUUAGGGGGGUUUUGUGUGGACGCGGGAACCGAGCCGCUGCUUCUGCAGCCCUUCGGAUUAGAAAACCAGCAAAUUUCUAAAGGACGUCAGCCUCCUCCGGGGAAACGGGGGGAGGGCUUCGAGAAGACGGCGCCUCACAAACUGUGGAAUGGCUUUUUGAUUUGGCUGUUUGAUCAUUUGACCGCCACGUGGUGGCGUGGAUGCGGAAUGUGCAAUAGUUGUACAAGGCGUUGUAGUUCAGUUGAUGAGGUUUAGCCACAUUCAGGUACACUUUGUUCUUAAGAAGCUGAAGCUAUUUUAUUUGUUGUUUUUAUUGAUCUUGCCGGCAUUCCUGUUUUUUACCAAAUCCAAAGGACUUGGAAGCGACAUUCCAGUAAGAAACAAGCUCAUUUGCUUUACUUUUUAUAGUCGUGCGACCAAAUUUGAUUGAAAAUCUAUAUUUUAAUAAUUUAGUUGAGAUUUUUUGUGUGGAAUUGACAUUUUACAGGUUUGAAAAGCUAUUCAGAGGAAUUUUCUGCCUUUUUUUUCUUUGUAGGAUUCCUGCAUUAAAGUUGGGUUAGGUGUCGUAGUAUGAGGCAGUUUUAUUAAUUGAGACAUUUUAUUUUAAUUCUUUGUCAUAGCUCAUCUAAAACAUAAGAACACAGCUGCAGUUCACAUUUUAACAUUUGACAUUCAAUAUAUUUCUGGACGUUUGUUAAGCAAUUGGUGCAAAUAUAGACUAACUGAAAUAAAAGUAGCAAUAUGACAGUAGACAAAAUGUUGCAGGAUAACCCAUUUCAAAAUAUAUAUAUCUAUAGAUAUAUUGGAUCCUAAUAAUUGAUGCAUUAAUACAGAAAAAACAACUAUUUACCCUGAAAAUGUGCUUAGCCCCCCCCCAUGGCUGGAGGAACGUCUGUCUACUGAAUUCCCAGCAGAGAAGUGAUGUUCCUCUGAAUGAGGACUGCCACACUUCUUCUGAGCGGAUCUCUGCUGUUUACGGCGUCACGAUCUCUAACCAGAGUUGUGCCUUUUGAUUCUGACAACAGCACAGCAGACAAACGUUACACCUCUCGGAGAAGUACGGUUCAAUGUAAAAUUUGCAGAUUGAUUAAGGAAGUGUAUUAUAUUUCCCAAAAUAUCUUCUGAUUGUGUUAGAGGAUUUCAGUUUAACAUUUGUUUUUCACCACUUUGAGACCAAGUAGAUAUAACGAACGUGAGUCAUUCAAGUUAAAUUAGUCCCUUAAUGAGGCAGUGCUGACUUGCGACAGCAGCUCAUAGUUAAUAACAUUUUUACAUUUCUCAAUUCCAUUUUCAUGGUUUGUUUGUACAUUUGAUGCAGACUUAUUUGUUCAAAUAAAUCUUUGAAGUUUA
Gasterosteus aculeatus aculeatus (three-spined stickleback) is the source of this 2222-nucleotide messenger RNA. RefSeq names its product MIF4G domain containing b (gene mif4gdb). Gene Ontology annotation, cellular component: cytosol. Gene Ontology annotation, molecular function: protein binding; RNA binding; translation activator activity. Gene Ontology annotation, biological process: regulation of translational initiation. The record is from RefSeq and is a predicted model, not a curated record. NCBI's taxonomy places the organism in Eukaryota, Metazoa, Chordata, Actinopteri, Perciformes, Gasterosteidae.